AUGGCCCUCACAUCGCCAUCUCACUACGACGUCCUCGGCCUCACCCCCACAAUCCUCAGCUCCCAGCCUGACCCCUCCACACUCUUAAAACAGGCCUAUCGCCGAGCUCUUCUGCGGCAUCAUCCAGACAAGGCCGCAUCCUCAUCUACAUCUUCAACAUCAGCCUCUCUACCGUCUCACUCGAGAUCCUCAAACUCUCAGCUCUACACAAUCGACCAAAUCACACAAGCCUUCACAAUCCUCUCAUCACCUCAUCAGCGCAGUACUUACGACGCAGGCCUGCGUCUUUCCAGAGCAAACGCUGGUGAAUCACAGGCCCCUUUUCAGACAGGUAUUGAAAACGUGGAUUUGGAUGAUUUGCCGUUUGACGAAGAGGGCGAGCGUUGGUAUAGAUCCUGUCGCUGCGGCAAUAACCAUGGAUACGCCUUUCAAGAGUCAGAUUUAGAGGAGGUUGAGCACGAAGGGGUACUCAUGGUUGGCUGCCAAGAUUGCAGCCUUUGGCUCAAAGUCCAUUUUGCCGUUGUGGAAGAUGCAUAA
Molecule: messenger RNA, 537 nt
Organism: Trichoderma gamsii
Lineage: Eukaryota; Fungi; Ascomycota; Sordariomycetes; Hypocreales; Hypocreaceae
Product: diphthamide biosynthesis protein 4
Exons: 1
Coding region: 1-537 (178 amino acids)
Biological process (GO): protein histidyl modification to diphthamide
Molecular function (GO): metal ion binding
Source: RefSeq, a predicted model, not a curated record